Molecule: messenger RNA, 570 nt
Organism: Teleopsis dalmanni
Lineage: Eukaryota; Metazoa; Arthropoda; Insecta; Diptera; Diopsidae
Product: larval cuticle protein 2-like
Exons: 2
Coding region: 75-428 (117 amino acids)
Cellular component (GO): chitin-based extracellular matrix
Molecular function (GO): structural constituent of chitin-based larval cuticle
Source: RefSeq, a predicted model, not a curated record
AAUUUAGUAUAAAAACGAUUCCAAAUGUGGCGAAUGACAUCAGUUACAUUUGAGUGUUCUAGUCUAAAACAAAAAUGUUUAAAUACGUCCUUUUAUUCGCCUUGAUUGCCUUCGCAGCUGCUGAUGAUGAUGUCCAUGCUGAAGUGAAAACUCUUACAUCGGAGGUCCGUCACGACGGUUUUGAUUAUGCGUUAGAGACCAGCAACAGCAUUUCACAAAAAGCAUCCGGUGAUGAACAUGGAAACAUUCAUGGUGAAUUCAGCUGGGUUGAUCCCCAUGGUGAACACGUCCAAGUUGCCUAUGUAGCUGAUGAACACGGUUACCAACCAAGUGGACAAUGGAUUCCAACUCCACCACCAAUUCCAGCUGCUAUUGUUAAGGCCAUUGAAUGGAUCAACGCUCAUCCAUCUAAGGACGAUCAUCACUAAUCUAUUCAAAUUACUGAUCUGUCAUACUUGUUUUGAUUUUCACUUAAAGCAAAUGUGAUAUUUUUUAAGAAAUCUCUGUUUUAAUUUUUUUGUAUAUAAAUCUAAUCUCGAUUUUUUUAAUGAACAUAAAAUAAAUAUUUUG